Molecule: messenger RNA, 789 nt
Organism: Vollenhovia emeryi
Lineage: Eukaryota; Metazoa; Arthropoda; Insecta; Hymenoptera; Formicidae
Gene: Bin1
Product: histone deacetylase complex subunit SAP18
Exons: 4
Coding region: 145-627 (160 amino acids)
Biological process (GO): negative regulation of DNA-templated transcription
Cellular component (GO): nucleus
Molecular function (GO): transcription corepressor activity; transcription factor binding
Source: RefSeq, a predicted model, not a curated record
CCUCUGCAAACAUAACCUCUCCGGCGACGCGGAUUCGCCAUUUUUAUCAGACGGUGCCGGGCGAUCGCGCGACUUGGACGUUCCUCCGGAGAGAAGGAUUCUUCCGCAAUUUUCAAUUGCCAGCUGCUUUAUUCGCCAACUGAAAUGACGUCGGCUCUGGAAUCAAUGGUGGUCGACGAGAAACAGCUUCCCGAGAAGCCGGUGGACAGAGAAAAGCUGUUUGCAUUUCAGACGUGUCCACUUCUACUGCGAGUAUUUUGCAACACCGGACGUCAUCAUAAUAUAAUGGAGUACAGCAGAGGGAACGUUCCUUCGAACGAGCUGCAGAUAUACACAUGGAUGGAUGCAACUUUGCGAGAAAUUACAGGCUUAGUUAAAGAAGUGAAUCCGGACGCUCGCAGCAAGGGGACGUAUUUUGAUUUUUCAUUAGUGACUCCUGAGCUACGCAACUCCGGUUAUCGCAUGCGUGAAAUUGGCGUCACGUGUUCCGGACAGAAAGGCGCAGAUGAUAAUAAAACGCUUGCUCAAGCAAGGUUCACGAUAGGAGAUUAUCUGGACAUAUCAAUAACGCCGCCGAAUAGGAUGAUGCAACCAGCUGUUAGACGUGGUGGAUUACGUCAAUAUUAAUACUUUUUCGUUUUCCCCUCUACGGGGAAAUAUUAAUAUAAUAAUUUUGGUGGUUAAGUUAUGAUAAGAAUGCAUACAUCUUUUUUGGAUAAUACGUAAAAGUACAUGUCAUUGUGAAAGACUUUCUGAACUUUUAUACCUAUAAAUAACUAAAGUAAAGAA